Messenger RNA from Orbicella faveolata, 427 nucleotides. Its product is annotated as DNA repair and recombination protein RAD54-like. Gene Ontology annotation, cellular component: nucleus. Lineage: Eukaryota; Metazoa; Cnidaria; Anthozoa; Scleractinia; Merulinidae. Gene Ontology annotation, biological process: reciprocal meiotic recombination; double-strand break repair via synthesis-dependent strand annealing. Gene Ontology annotation, molecular function: DNA translocase activity; hydrolase activity, acting on acid anhydrides; ATP binding. The record is from RefSeq and is a predicted model, not a curated record.
AUGGUGUCAAUUAAGUGUCUGGCCACCAAGCAGACUGGUCAAACUGGUACUAUUGAGGAAAAGAUCUUUCAACGUCAAGCCCACAAAAAAGCUCUAAGCAGCUGCGUGGUAGACAAAGAGGAAGAUGUAGAAAGGCACUUCUCAGUUGGAGAAUUGAAAGACUUGUUCCGUUUGAAUGAGGACACUCUUAGUGAUACUCAUGACAAAUUCAAGUGUCGUCGAUGUGUGAACAACAUUCAGGUUCACCUUCCCCCUGAAGGUACAGACUGCAGUGCAAAUCUGUCACAGUGGAAUCACUGUGCAGAUCGGAAGGGACUGGAAGACAUAAUGUUAAAGGGAGCUUGGUCAAGUGGUGUCACAUUUGUUUUUCACCAAAAAUCACAUGACAAACAGUUGGGCCUUUGAUAAAAUGUAAAAACAUGCCUUU